AUGGCCUCCAACGGUGAUCGCGGCCCGCGCACACAGCCAGGAUCCUCGACGGGCAACAAUGUGGCCAGGGGAGGUCGGAAGAGACAGAACAGAAGACACCCUUACCGCCCAAGCGACAAUGCAACAUUCGCCUCCACCCCAGGGUCGUCCUCCCAACAAGCAUCGCAGGCAAAGCGCGCACCGGCGCAGCCAAAGAAGGUCGAGGCCGCGCCUGCUCCCCCUGCCCCCGCUGCCGACACGACAGGUCUCUCGAGAUUUGGCGACCUUGCACAAUACCAGAUCCAUCCCGACCUGCUCGAGACCAUCGCCCAAGACCUCAAGUUCGAGUAUAUGACACCUGUCCAGGCAGCAACCCUGCCCCUGCUGCUCUCCGGUCGCGACGUCCUUGCGCAAGCCAAGACUGGAACAGGAAAGACGGUGGCAUUCCUCUUGCCAGUCAUUCAGAAGCUCGUCCAUAACAUCGACCCUAUGAGGCUCCCAUGCCUGCUCGUCAUCUCCCCGACGCGGGAGCUUGCGAUGCAAAUAGCCGAGGAGGCGAAGCAGCUACUGCAGCGAUUCCCCAAGUUCAGGGUGUGCACUGCGAUCGGUGGCACCAACAUGCGUUCCGAGGCGAACCGCAUUCGUGCGGGCUGUGACAUCCUCGUCGCGACUCCAGGGCGACUCCAAGAUCACCUCACGCAGGAGGACGGUGUCAUCCGAGACAUGAUGCAGUCGCUGCAGAGCUUGGUCCUGGACGAGUGCGAUCGACUGCUGGACAUGGGUUUUCUCAGGGAUCUCAAGAAAAUCAUCGGCCUCCUCGCAGACAAGAAUACCUCCCAACGCCAAGGCAUGUUGUUCUCUGCCACUAUCGCCCCUCAUGUGCAACAGUUCGCCAGCCUGGUUCUCGCCGAUGGGUAUCAGUUCAUCUCGACGAUUCCAAAAGGCGAGGCACAGACCCACGACCGCGUUCCCCAACAUGUGACCAUCGUUCCCGAGUUCUCUGACGUGGCAGCUGGGACGGUCGGAGCCCUCCGACAGGAGAUGGCAAGAGUCGGCAAGGCCAACUUCAAAGCCAUUGUCUUCGCCCCAACAGCGGCGCUGGUCGACUUCUAUGCCGAUGUUCUGGAACAGUUCCAGGAUCUGCCCCCUAUCUGCGUCCUUCACUCGCGCAUGGGGCAGGGUAAGCGAACCAAGGUCACCGACGCGUUCCGGACCGCCUCGAACGGAAUCCUCUGUGCGACGGAUGUGGUCGCCCGCGGAAUAGAUUUCCCUGCAAUCUCGAAUGUUUUCCAGGUGGGCCUGCCGAUGGACCGAGAGUCAUACAUCCACCGACUGGGAAGGACUGCUCGAGCUGGCGCCGACGGCCACGGCACUCUGGUCCUCACUUCUCACGAAGCUUUCUUCCCAAGGAAUGUUUUGAAGGGGUUGAAGCUGAACGACACGCCAGCAGAUUUGAGCGCCCGCGGCGAGGUGUCUGCCUUUACUAAGAGGAUGGAGUCUGAAAAGCAGACCAAGGUUUACCAAGCUUGGCUUGGAUACUACAAGGAUGCUAGGGUCAAGAUGAACUGGACUGUCGACGAGUUGGUCCGACAGGCCAACGAAUUUGCAUUCCAGGGCCUUGGAGCGCCCGGUGUGCCUCAACUGCAGAAGAAGACCGUCGGCAAGAUGGGACUAAAGAAAGUCCGGGGGCUCAACGUUGUUUAG
Messenger RNA from Diaporthe citri, 1683 nucleotides. RefSeq lists its product as uncharacterized. Lineage: Eukaryota; Fungi; Ascomycota; Sordariomycetes; Diaporthales; Diaporthaceae. Bases 1 to 1683 code for a protein of 560 amino acids. Gene Ontology annotation, cellular component: mitochondrion. Gene Ontology annotation, molecular function: ATP binding; nucleic acid binding. The record is from RefSeq and is a predicted model, not a curated record. The transcript has a single exon.